AUGCUUUCCCAAUUGCUUGCUGCGUCGCUUUUUGCGGCUGUCAGUGCCGAGGAAGUUAAACACUACUCCAACUACACUCUUGAAGAAUUGCAGGCGUUCUCGUUCCUCGAGCGCGUGACUCUCUAUGACUGGCGCAUCGAAUCCUUCACCGUGACUUUCACCGUAGUAUUUGUCGGACUCUUCUUCUUCGGAAACAGAUAUAACCAGUCGCUUGUCACAACCUGGUUGGAAAAGCACCGUGCGUUGCUCCAGGCCCAGUUCUUCCAGGUGGGUGUGCAUCGCGACGAGUUGUACGUGCGCGACGAUGCGGAGAACUACUCCUCGUACGCGACCGGGCGCGCCAACAUCGCGGCGCUCAACAUCCAGUUCAGGUUGAAGCCGCGCCACAACGUUUUUAUUUUUGUGAUCGAAACCAUCAUGUCCUAUUUUGUCGAUGCUGUUCCAACCCCGCUUGACCGCGUGGAGAUCAAGAUCACCCCCGGGCCUGAUGCCAACGUGGAUGCCUUUAUUUGGGCACUUGUUUCCAAGAACGGCAUGAACGACCACCGCGCGCACAACUAUUUCUUGUCGCUCACCAGAACUACCGAAUCCACUGAUUUGCCCCAGGAGUACGUCUACAUGUCCGAGUCGCCGGAGUUCAAUACCUUGGCUGCGGGCUUGAAGAAGGUCUUGCCCGGUGCUUCGCGCUUCUUCCGUUUCUUGGCCGUCACCGACCAAGCCCAGGAAAGGCCCCAGGCGCUUGUGGACUUGGUUUCCCAGCCAAAGAUCGUGUUGUCCAUGACUGUUCCAACCUCCCAGAAGGACUUGGACGCUUCCGUGGAGUUAUUGGGUGCUACCCUCAGUUUGGCUGAUACCUUGGCUUCCAAGGAAGGCAAGUUCCGCGCAGACGUCUUAAAGAAGAUUCUCAAGACCAGAGACAACGAGGUUGCCAAGAUCUUGAAGAUCCAGGAGGACAUUAAGAACGAGGAGUUAACCGAUAAGCGCAUCCGGGAGAAGCGCGAAGCCAGAGAUAAGUUGAAGCAGUUGAGUCCAGAGGAACAGGCCAAGCACGAGGAGAAGGAGAGAAAGAAGGAGGAGAAGAAAAUGAAGAAGAAGCAAAAGAAGCAGAGAGUUUAA
This is a messenger RNA of Babjeviella inositovora NRRL Y-12698, 1116 nucleotides long. RefSeq lists its product as uncharacterized. The record is from RefSeq and is a predicted model, not a curated record. Lineage: Eukaryota; Fungi; Ascomycota; Pichiomycetes; Serinales. Gene Ontology annotation, molecular function: calcium ion binding. Gene Ontology annotation, cellular component: endoplasmic reticulum. The coding region runs from base 1 to 1116 and encodes 371 amino acids. The transcript has a single exon. Gene Ontology annotation, biological process: endoplasmic reticulum calcium ion homeostasis.